Molecule: messenger RNA, 1020 nt
Organism: Biomphalaria glabrata
Lineage: Eukaryota; Metazoa; Mollusca; Gastropoda; Planorbidae
Product: transcription factor SPT20 homolog
Exons: 4
Coding region: 1-1020 (339 amino acids)
Source: RefSeq, a predicted model, not a curated record
AUGGCCCACUAUCAAAAGUCAUUCUUCAAGACUCUGUACGCUAUUCUUGGACCUCCCUUUGGGUCUGACUUUCUACGCAAGCUACUUAUUAACAACAACAGAAGCAACAGCAAAGAAACAACAGCAACAGAGACAAAAUCUGCAGAAACAACAGCAACGAGGAAACAACAGAGGAAAGCAACAGAAACAGCAGAGAAAACAACAACAGAAACAGCAGAGAAAACAACAGAGGAAAGCAACAGUAACAGCAAUAGAAACAACAGAGAAAACAACAGAGGAAAGCAACAGAAACAGCAGAGAAAACAACAACAGAAACAGCAGAGAAAACAACAGAGGAAAGCAACAGUAACAGCAAUAGAAACAACAGAGAAAACAACAGAGGAAAGCAACAGAAACAGCAGAGAAAACAACAACAGAAACAGCAGAGAAAACAACAGAGGAAAGCAACAAGCAACAGAAACAGCAGAGAAAACAACAACAGAAACAGCAGAGAAAACAACAGAGGAAAGCAACAGUAACAGCAAUAGAAACAACAGAGAAAACAACAGAGGAAAGCAACAGAAACAGCAGAGAAAACAACAACAGAAACAGCAGAGAAAACAACAGAGGAAAGCAACAGUAACAGCAAUAGAAACAACAGAGAAAACAACAGGAAAGCAACAGAAACAGCAGAGAAAACAACAACAGAAACAGCAGAGAAAACAACAGAGGAAAGCAACAGUAACAGCAAUAGAAACAACAGAGAAAACAACAGAGGAAAGCAACAGAAACAGCAGAGAAAACAACAACAGAAACAGCAGAGAAAACAACAGAGGAAAGCAACAGAAACAGCAACAGAAACAACAACAGAAACAACAGAGAAAACAACAGAGCAAAGCAACAGAAACAGCAAUAGAAAAAAACAGAGAAAACAACAGAAACAGAAAUAGGAACAACAGAAACAGUUACAGAAACAACAGAGGAAAGCAACAGAAACAGCAGCAAGUGACGCGGAGAAGAAUAAAACAAGACUUACAUUAA